AUGGAAUUGGACCCGGGCCCCCGCCCAGUAGGCCGUGCAGUGAAACGCUGGCGGGCGAAGCAGAUUCUACUGGAGAAGCUGUUGCAGGAGGAACAAAUUGGUUUUCGCGUGUUUGUUGGGACCCGUUUUGCUCCAAGCAGGCGCGAAUGUUUUAACCCAAAUUCUUUCAGCGCCCCGGUUUGGCGCGAGCAGAUGCGCAACCAGACGGAGGCAGACUGGGCCGUGAGCCGGCACCUUGCCAGAGGCAACAUUGCAACUCGCAGAACGGUACUUCGCGCAGCUCGCCAACGCAUCAAAGAUGCUAAGCGCGCUCAGAUCGUCACACGAAGAUCCGGUUUUCCCACAACAGAAGCAGGAGCGGCGGCUGAGCAAUUGGUAGCCAACUUUCUAGCACCCAGAAGACGGGCCGUUCCUUCGCCAACAUCCGCAGUUGAGCCCGCCCGUUCGCGGCAGUGGCCCGACACGCGGUGA
Messenger RNA from Trypanosoma rangeli, 471 nucleotides. RefSeq lists its product as uncharacterized. Lineage: Eukaryota; Euglenozoa; Kinetoplastea; Trypanosomatida; Trypanosomatidae. The record is from RefSeq and is a predicted model, not a curated record. Bases 1 to 471 code for a protein of 156 amino acids. The transcript has a single exon.